Messenger RNA from Lycium barbarum (goji berry), 1290 nucleotides. RefSeq lists its product as uncharacterized. The record is from RefSeq and is a predicted model, not a curated record. The transcript has 3 exons. The coding region runs from base 1 to 1290 and encodes 429 amino acids. NCBI's taxonomy places the organism in Eukaryota, Viridiplantae, Streptophyta, Magnoliopsida, Solanales, Solanaceae.
AUGGCUCUUGUUCUUAGAUAUGUCAACAAAGAAGGCACACUUAUUGAGAGAUUCCUUAGUGUUAUUCAUGUUAAAGAUACAACUUCAAUAGCAUUGAAAGAUGCUAUCUAUUCUUUGCUUUUAGAGCACUCAUUGAGUCCAUCUCAAAUACGGGGACAAGGUUAUGAUGGAGCUAUGCAAUUGACUCUUGUAGCUAUUGCAAAGAAGCACUAUGAUGUAGAUCAAUUUUUUGAUAUUGUUGCUAAUGUCUUGAAUAUUGUUGGAUGUUCUUUUAAGCGCAAGGAGAUUCUUGGAGAAGAUCAAGCAAAAAAACUAGAGGAAUUACUAGUGCUUGGUGUAGUUCAUACGGGAAGUGAACUAAAUCAAGAACUUGGGCUUCAAAGGCCAGGCGACACCCUUUGGGGAUCUAACUUUAAAACAAUGCGUAAUUUUAUUGCAUUAUUCUCAUCAAUUGUUCAUGUGCUUGAAAUAGUUGGAAGUGAGGUGUUGGCAAUUACAAAUGAUUUGAAUAUGACAUUGCAAAGAAAAGAUCAAUAUAUUGUGAAUGCUAUGAAGCUCAUUGAUUUUGCCAAGAGGCAAUUACAAUCGAUGAGAGAUUCUAAAUGGAAAUCUUUGAUUGAAGAUGUCUCUUCAUUUUGUGUGAAGCAUAAUAUUCUGAUUCCUAAAAUGGAUAAGAACUAUCAUAUUGGAAAGUCAAAGCGCAAGAGUUCAAAUGUCACAUAUUCGCAUCAUUUGCAUGUAGAAGUCUUGAAUGUUGUUAUUGAUUUGCAACUUACGGCAUUUAAUAGUCGUUUUGAUGCAGUGAAUAGUGAUUUGUUUCUAGGUAUUGCUAGUUUGAGUCCGGAUAAUUCUUUUGCAAAUUAUGAUAAAGACAAAAUUAUAAAACUUGAUACACUUUAUCGUGAUGAGUUCAGUGUUUCCAAGCUUGAAGAUCUCAGUUACGAGCUUGACAAUUAUAUUCUCUUUGUGAGACAAGACAAUGAUUUUUCUAACUUGAAAGGACUUCGAGAUCUUUCAGAAACAUUAGUUGAAACAAAUUUGCACAAGACUUGGAGACUUGUUUAUUUGCUUGUGAAGUUAAGCUUGAUAUUUCUUGUGGCUACUGCAACGGUAGAAAGAGCUUUUUCUUCAAUGAAGUACUUCAAAAAUGACUUGCGAAGCAGAAUUGGUGAUGAAUUUCUUAAUGAUUGUUUAGUUUGUUAUAUAGAAGAUGAAGUAUUUGAAAGUGUACCAAAUGAUGCGAUUAUUGAUCGUUUUCAAAACAUGACAAGUCGUCGGGGACAAUUGUAA